AUGAAGCUACAGGGGUCUCUGACCUGCCUCCUGCUGGCCCUGUGCCUGGGCAGUGGGGAGGCUGGUCCAUUGCCAAACGGAGAGGAGAGUGGUGGCGCAGGUGCCAUCAGACAAGGAAUCGGGGAGGCUGUGGGCCAUGGGGCUGGAGAGGCGGCCAGCACUGGAACGAAGGAGGCCCUCGGCCAAGAGGGUGGCAGUGCCGCUAGGGGCCCUGGCUUAGGGGAUGCUUUCAGCUACAAGGUCGGGGAAGCAGCAGGGGAUCUCGGAAGGUCUGUGGGUGAGGCUGGCAGACAGGCUGAGAACAUCGUCCGGCAAGGAAUAGAUGCCAUACGCAGUUCCGGUUCCUGGGGAUCGUCGGGUGGCCAUGGUGUCUCAGGCCUGGAAAGCUACAGCCGAGGCCAUGCUGGAGGACCAGGAACCCCCUGGGACCAAGGCUACCCAGGAGGCUCAGAAGGCAACUCUGGCACCAACUCUCUGCAAGGCUCCUGGGGUCCUGGGGCCAAUGGGGUGCCAUCCAACUUUGGGACGGAUCCUCAGGGAGCAGUGGCCCAGCCUGGCUAUGGUUCAGUGAGAGGCAGCAACACAGGGUGCACCAACGCCCCGCCCUCUGGUGCAGGUGGAGGUUCCAGUAACCCUGGGGGAAGCAGCAGCCACGGCAGCAGCAGCAGCAGCCACAGCGGUGGUAGUAGCAGUGGUAGUGGCAGCCAUGGUGGGGGUAGCAACGGCGGCAGCAGCCAUGGUGACAGCAAUGGCUAUGGCAGCAGCAGCAGCAGUUCUGGGGUCAGCAGGGAACGACCUCUAGAAAGUUCUAGGGAUUUGGACCAAAGUUUCUCAGUCUCCAAGGGAACCGAUGCCAGCCACUCUUCAGGCAGCAGCGGUGGAAGCGGAGGGGGACACAAACCUGAGUGUGAAAACCCUGGGAACGAUGUCCGAGGGGCUGGAGGAUCUGGGGGCCAGGGAAGCAGAGAGAGCAGUCACCUCCUUGGGGGCUCCCAGAGCAGCAGCCAUCAGGGGCAAGGGUCUGACGGAGACAGCCACAGCCAAGGUGAUGCCGUGAAUGGACUCAACAACGUGCACUCUCCUCAGACAGCUCCUGAGCUCUUCAACUUUGACACUUUCUGGAAGAACUUUAAAUCCAAGCUGGGUUUCAUUAACUGGGAUGCCAUAAACAAGGGCCAAGUCCCGCCCCCCAGCACUCGGGCCCUCCUCUACUUCCGGCGACUCUGGGAGGAUUUCAAACACAACACCCCUUUCCUCAACUGGAAAGAAAUUAUCAAGGGUGCAGAUGUGUCAUCAUUGCAGAAGAGGGCAGGUGGCGCUGACCCGAACUACAGUUAUAACCAGCAGGCAUAUCCUACCGCCUAUGGUCCACAGUACCCACCCAAGACGCCUGCAAAGGGAGGAGUCACGCCAUCUUCCUCGGCUUCGCGGGUGCAACCUGGCUUGCUGCAGUGGAUGAAGUUUUGGUAGAGAAUUCCUUCCCAUCAAUACUGAGGCCCUGGCAACUACUGUCCGGCGAGGAGACAGAUCUCCAGUCCACACUGGCCCUGCCCGGGGCACUGGCAUCCCAUUGGCUGUGCUGGGCACCUGGCUAUUCUGUUGCUCCAUUCUUCCCACUCCAGAUGGUGUCGCCACCUGACACCUUCUUCGAUAAGCCACCUGUCUUCACCUGCUCCGUUCUGUGACCUGAAGUCGCCGUGACAAUUCUGCAAGAGGCCUUUUCUACUUUUGAGUUCGCUGUAGAAAUAAAACCUGGUUCCUGCUU
Ochotona curzoniae (black-lipped pika) is the source of this 1765-nucleotide messenger RNA. RefSeq names its product dermokine (gene DMKN). The transcript is spliced from 19 exons. The coding region runs from base 1 to 1470 and encodes 489 amino acids. Lineage: Eukaryota; Metazoa; Chordata; Mammalia; Lagomorpha; Ochotonidae. The record is from RefSeq and is a predicted model, not a curated record. Gene Ontology annotation, biological process: cornified envelope assembly.